AUGGCUCGUGGAACACGAUUCCGCAUCUCAAACGCAAGCUCGGCUUCUGGGCGCAAAGGUCGAUGCUCGGCGCCCAGCUCGAGAGUUUCGCUCAGCAGCGACGCCAGCAGUCCGCACCGCCAGAGCCACGGCAAUGAUUGGCACGGUUUCGGCACCCCUGGCGGCCACGACGAGCACGAUGACGGAAGUAACGACAGUCUGCUGCACGAGAUCAUCAUGGCCCUUGAUAUGAGAGACGGCGGCUCCAUGGGAUGUGCCUUUUUCACGACAUCCACUGGAGUCCUCUCCCUUUCGGAGGAUCUUCCCUUGGCUGACACCAACAUUGCCGAGCACUUCAUCACUCACGUCCAACCAACUACGCUGCUCGUCUCUGCGAGAGCCCCCGAGCAUCUUUUGGACUACCUCGGAAAGCAGGCAGUUCCCCACAACAGGCCCGACGAUUGUCCUCCAAGGUUCAUUCUUCGUGCACUGGCAUCUUCUGACUUCUCACCAUCUUCGGCCCACGACAGGCUUGUGGACUUGCAGCUUGACGAAUCGCUGGGCCCAUCAGCCAUCUUUUCCACUGCGGCUAUUGGCAGCGAUGACUUCCGGCCAUGCGAGCAAGAACAAGCUGUAGACAAUUUUGACCCGCAUGAGUCGGCAAACUUCAGGCUGAUGCGUUUUGGGUCCCUCGUCAAUCUCGACAGUCAAGCAUCAGUCACUUGCGCCGGUGCGGUUCUAGCAGAGCUCCAUCGAAGACGAUCCACGGGCUGCCUCCCCGAUGACGGGGGCGCAGCGGCCGCACUUGAAGUCAUCUCGAUCCAGACGUUCUCGUUGGCGAAUUACGUCUUUGUCAACGCGGAAACACUCCAGUCGUUGCAGAUUGUUCACGCCGAGCUUCAUCCCAACAGCCAAACUUGGGGGCCAGACCCCGACAAGGCUGGUGGGAAGGAGAGCCUAUCAAUAUACGGUCUCUUCCAGACUUUAGCAUCGACCCCCCAAGGCCGGGUAUGCCUGCGACAACUGAUGCUUCGCCCAACUGUGGACAUGGAAACCAUUACGGAGAGACACCGCAUGAUAGCUCUGCUCCUACGCCCGGAGAAUGCCGAAAAGGCGAAACAAGCAUCGACCAUACUAAAGAAGAUCCAGAACAUGAGGGCGACCGUCUCUCAGUUGCGCAAAGGAGUCAGUUACCCCUCUACCAAACGGUCGUUCAACAGGGGCGUAUGGGCUACGAUCAGGCGAUUUGCGGUGCAGACGUUGGAGCUCCGGGAACUAGUCGGCACUAUGUGUGGAAGAGAGGAAAUUGGUGCGAUCCAAAAGCUAGCCUCGAGCAUCCAUCAGUCAGCUUUGGUUGCGGUAGGUGACAUGAUUGACAAGACUGUCGAUUUCGACCAGUCCGAAUCCCGCCGACGCACAUCGGUAAAGGCUGGGGUUAAUUCUCGUCUCGAUGAACUCAAAAGGCAAUACGACGGCAUGGGUAGCUUCUUGACGCAAGUCGUCAAUCAUGUGAACCAAGAGCUGCCAGAGUGGGCAAGUCAGUAUAUCCGCUCAUGCAUCUUCUUGCCUCAAGUCGGCUUCCUCAUGGUUGUUGAACUCGACCCUGCUACAGGCAAUGGCAAGUAUGAGGGCGAGGGGGCUGGCGCCGAGAGGUGGGAAAAGCUGUUCAAAGCAGACGGCGCGGUGUGCUACAAGAACCGCCACAUGAGGGAGCUUGACGAACAGUACGGCGAUAUGUACUGCGAAAUCGGAGACAUGGAGGUCGAGAUCAUUCACCACCUCGCCACGACUGUUCUUAAGUAUGAAAUGGACCUCGUCCUGGCGUCAGAUGCUUGCGGCGACUUCGAUGCCAUGCUGGCGCUGGCCCUCGGAGCCGAAAAGUACAGCUGGACGGCACCGCGAAUGACGAGAUCCAACAUGAUACAGAUAGAAGACGGCCGACAUCCUCUCAUGGAACUUGUAGUGCCUUGCUUUGUGCCAAACGAUUGCGAUCUCGGCGGGAAUCGGGACACCUCUGGCCCUGGAGAAUCCGAACAGGCAAGCGUCUUUGUCCUGACCGGCCCAAACCAUUCGGGGAAGAGCAUUUUUCUCAAACAGGUUGCCAUCAUUGUGUACCUGGCACACGUUGGCAGUUUUGUCCCAGCUGGUCGAGCCGUUGUUGGCAUUGCAGACAAGAUCAUGACGCGAAUCUCGACACGCGAGAGCAUGUGCCGUACCCAGAGUGCGUUCGCAAUUGAUCUCCGGCAGGUUGCACAGGCAAUGCGGUGUUCAACCCGGAUGAGCCUGGUACUCAUUGACGAGUUUGGCAAAGGUACUAACCCGGACGACGGGGCUCCGCGGCUUCUGGUCGCGACACACUUCCACGAGAUAUUCGAAGGCCGCUACUUGAACAUGCACGACAAUCUUCUCCUAAGUCACAUGGACGUGAGAACCGACUGGGCAGCCCAACGGACCGAGGAUCAGAUCACGUAUCUCUUCAAACUUGUCAGGGGGCACAGCUCAUCGAGCUUCGGUGGUCGAUGUGCGGCGCUCAACGGAGUGCCCAGCGCCGUCGUGGGCCGUGCAGAGGCAUUAUCGCUGCGGCUCAGUUGCAACGAGGAUUUGAGCUCCUUUUGUGCGAGACUAUCGAUGGAGGAGGAACGGCAGCUGCAAUGCGCCGAACGUGUGGCCAGACGAUUCCUGCAGGAAGAUUUUGAUGAAAUCACGGAGGGGCCCGGACAAGCCGAGUCAACGGUCAAGGCGGUUUUGUGCAGCAUCAUCUCGGAAGGCUCCUGA
Messenger RNA from Hirsutella rhossiliensis, 2754 nucleotides. Its product is annotated as mutS family protein. Gene Ontology annotation, cellular component: nucleus. Bases 1 to 2754 code for a protein of 917 amino acids. Lineage: Eukaryota; Fungi; Ascomycota; Sordariomycetes; Hypocreales; Ophiocordycipitaceae. The record is from RefSeq and is a predicted model, not a curated record. Gene Ontology annotation, molecular function: mismatched DNA binding; ATP binding; ATP-dependent DNA damage sensor activity. Gene Ontology annotation, biological process: chiasma assembly; mismatch repair. The transcript has 7 exons.